AUGAUCGCCCUGUGCCGUGCUAAGUGUAUGAUAUUGCAGCUUAAAGAGGAGAGUCUGAAAGGAAAUGUUAUUGUGUAUCCACAGCGUCCUUCUGAGAUAACGAGAAUGUUACCACCAUCUAUUGAAGAGAUUACUUCUCUGAUCUGUAUUCUUUUUGUAGGUUCUCAUGUCCCUACCCAGGACUGGUUGAAGAAUCAUGCAAAACCUCUCACAGUCAACGGGGGGCAUGUACGAAGAGCCUUGAUAUGGUUGAAAGCCAACAAUCCACAUUACCACGACAUUCAGUUGAACGAACCCAUACUAGAUUAUUUGGAUUUGAAUCCCACCUUGCCAUUCACCGUUCAGCACAUUCCAUUCAUUGUAAUUACCAAUGUUUACAACAAUGUUUCUUCUAACAGAUUGAAGGCUGCCGCGUUGUCUCACGUUAAAUCCAAUGGCGGUGGGUACAUCGAAGUCUGUCAUGACCCUUUGCCUGUCAACGAAUUUAAUAAUCCUGCUCUUUUUCCGCUCAUGUAUCCUACUUUUCCUGAUUACUCAUAUGCGAUCACAACGGACACAUUCCCACAGUACUAUUAUUAG
This is a messenger RNA of Desarmillaria tabescens, 579 nucleotides long. RefSeq lists its product as uncharacterized. The coding region runs from base 1 to 579 and encodes 192 amino acids. The transcript is spliced from 4 exons. The record is from RefSeq and is a predicted model, not a curated record. Lineage: Eukaryota; Fungi; Basidiomycota; Agaricomycetes; Agaricales; Physalacriaceae.